This is a messenger RNA of Stereum hirsutum FP-91666 SS1, 882 nucleotides long. RefSeq lists its product as uncharacterized. Lineage: Eukaryota; Fungi; Basidiomycota; Agaricomycetes; Russulales; Stereaceae. The record is from RefSeq and is a predicted model, not a curated record. The transcript is spliced from 7 exons. Bases 1 to 882 code for a protein of 293 amino acids.
AUGGUAGACUCCCAUACCAAGGCGGCUCUGUAUUAUAUCCGGGAAGAUCUCCUCGAGUUGACGCUUGUCUCUCUAUUCUACGGAAUAUAUUUUGUACUGUGGGUACAGGCGACGUAUCUACUGAUCCUCCUCAUUACCUGGACGAAGCGCCUUCUGUUGCUCGCCACCUUCGUUAUGUUCGUCUCAGCGACAGCCUCGUGGAUAGAGGUCAUCAUAGAUAUCCUACUCGAUCUCCUGCACCGAACUCAUCCGGAGAAUACAAGGCCAUCGUCACUGACUAGAAAGCACAACGAACUGGUGACGGCAAAUGAUGUCUUUGUUCGAGUCGUCUACGUCCUCUCCGACGCUACGGUCGUCCAACGUGCUUGGGCGCUAUGGCCACAGAACCGAAACGUCAAGAUACUGCUCUCUGGCUGCAUCCUGGCCACGAUUGCUGGAUCAGCGGUUGACCUUGCUCUAGAUCUGAAGAAUCGUUGGGAUGGGAGGGCUCUCGUUCUGAGGGGCCAAUCAGUCGUCUUCACGCGAGCGCUAAUCAUGGCAGUCCCGACGCUUUUGACGAACCUUUGUCCGACUACCUUGAUUGCAAUCAAAGCCUGGGGACACCGCGCUUUUAUUCGAAAGAAUCUGUCAGAAGCGCGGUCGGGGACGGGCCUAGCAGAGCGGAUUCUCGUACUUCUCGUGGAGUGUGGCGUCCUCUAUUGUAUAACCUGGGUCAUGUACAUCCUCACAACAGCCGACCUCUUCCCGGGCACAGUCAAUAAAGUCCUUUCAAGGCUAUUGAUUCUCCUGGCUUUCACUUACAGCAGCGUUAGCUUCAAGCCUGCUUCAGAGUGUACCCAGCCCGAAGACGGUCAUGAGAUGGGUAGUGGUUCACUCGAAUGA